Molecule: messenger RNA, 664 nt
Organism: Kockovaella imperatae
Lineage: Eukaryota; Fungi; Basidiomycota; Tremellomycetes; Tremellales; Cuniculitremaceae
Exons: 1
Coding region: 10-480 (156 amino acids)
Source: RefSeq, a predicted model, not a curated record
CACUAUACUAUGUCGAGACCGCCGAACGAUCCCAACAGCCCUAAAGUCACCGCUGCGUGUCAUUGCGGGUCGAUCAAGUUGACUUAUCCAAAGCCGACCACCCCACUGACGGAUUGUCAGUGCUCAAUCUGCAUCCGUCUUGGCGGUCUCUGGGCCUAUUUCACUCAAAGCCAAGUUACGAUUGAGAUACGACCCGGGUUCCACAGGUCAUUUUCCGGCAACCUCAUCCCGCCCGAGGGUCUAGAUGCUCAUUUAGCGAAAGAGCCGAGCGACUUUAGAUAUGGACUCGGACCUGGAGUCGACACGUAUAGCUGGGGUGACAAGGAUAUCCUUACGUGCCGGUGCAAGACUUGCGGAUGUGUGACGCAUUGGGUCCCAUCGGACAAGUGGGCAGCCGACAAGGUGGGAGUGAACUGUAGGAUGCUGGGAAAGGAGUUGUUAGAGACAUUCGAGGUGGUGAAAUCUCCAGGGCCGGAUUGAAUGACCGGACCCGGAAAACGAUUGAAGGAGAAGCAAAGGCCUCCGCAAGCCAGUCAGUCACAUUAGUCACAGUACAGCAGCGUAUUUCCUUCGCUGUCCUCGAGUCAAAGUCAACCUGGUGUGAACGCGUUUUGUCAGUCCAUUGCGCCGAUACCCAUGCACCAGUCCAUGCACUCGAGAUACC